Gossypium arboreum is the source of this 2855-nucleotide messenger RNA. RefSeq names its product light-mediated development protein DET1. Gene Ontology annotation, biological process: protein ubiquitination; positive regulation of proteasomal ubiquitin-dependent protein catabolic process. The transcript has 11 exons. Gene Ontology annotation, cellular component: nucleus; cullin-RING ubiquitin ligase complex. NCBI's taxonomy places the organism in Eukaryota, Viridiplantae, Streptophyta, Magnoliopsida, Malvales, Malvaceae. The record is from RefSeq and is a predicted model, not a curated record. The coding region runs from base 995 to 2584 and encodes 529 amino acids. Gene Ontology annotation, molecular function: ubiquitin-like ligase-substrate adaptor activity; ubiquitin protein ligase binding.
GGCAGGAUAGUUUGGCAUGGCAAUCUCCUACACAAAAUUUAUAUAAAUCCUAUCUUAUGCAAUGCAAAAUAAUCAUCAAUAAAACUAUAUAUCUUAAAGGGAAUCAAAUAUAUACAUAAUGAGGGAGAAAUCAUGGGUGUUGAUAUUCUGUUUGGUUUUGGCAGUUAAAGUAUACGUUUUGUUUUACUACUUGCGUCAACAAUGGAUCCUCCUCUGAAGACUGCAUUCAACAUUGUCUGGUGUCGGAAGCACUAGUGGAGACUAUCGAGGACACUCACCACACUAGCAACUCAACGUUUUGUACACUUAGAUGUGCUGCCAUCAUGUGUUCAAGGCUAAUCAGCCAAGGGAAGCCUGAUAAUUUUUCCUUUUUUUUUUAUAUUAAUAUUUGAUAGUUAUGCAUAUGAAUUCAACGAUUUAUGUUGUGUUUAUUAGUUAUAAGGGAAAUGACAGGUUAUGUCAAUACUUGCAUAAAGAGAUGCGUCGUGAUAAUAAAAAAUUCAUAUAAAAAACUGUUCAUUUUACUAAUAAUUAUUCAUUAAUUUAUUUUAAUAUAAAAUAUUUACAUUCACCUAAAUUAUAAAAUCUAAUUAAUAAUAAAAUUUUAAAUUCAAAUAUUAAAAAAAGGAAAAAGUAUAAAUAUCUCAUCUGUUUUUUUGAGCGAAACAAAUUUCUCAUCAGUUGUUUCCAUUCCAUCUUUAAAAGUCUGCAUCUCAAAGUGGCUCACUGUCCCACACUGCCACUCAACGCUCUCUCAGCCUCUCAACACUUCCCCACCUUCCAAUUGCCUACGUCGACGCUCUUUCUCCUCCAACUCCCCAAUCUCUACCAUUUAUUUUAUUUCUUACUUUAUUAUACUUGUCGAUAAGAACCAAAAAGGAAACUAGAAAAAAGAUAAAAAAAUUCCGUAUCUAUUUCAAUAUCCUUCAACGACUCAACAUUCCCUAAUUUUUUUUUUUGUACUUGUUUGGUUUUUUUAAUUUAGUUAAAGGUGAUGUUCAAAACCAACAAUGUCACUUCCCGAAUUUUCGAGCGUCAAAUUCGAACCCCUGCGCCUGGAACCAGUGUUCACUCUGCUAGGAGAUUUUACGAGAAUUUAGUUCCUAGUUUUACGAUAUAUGAUGUGGAAUGUCCGGACCAUUCGUUUUUUAAAUUCACGGAUGAUGGUCAGUACUUUGUGUGUUUCAGUAGGAACCGUCAGGAUUUGAUUGUGUAUAGGCCGACAUGGCUUUCGUUUUCGUGUAAAGGAGAAGAUUGUGAUAAUAACCAGGAACUCCCUCCCCAAGCUAAGAGGUUUGAGAGUUUCUUCACACAGUUAUAUGUUAAACCACUUGCUUCCUGCAACGAGCUUAUAUGUAAAGACUUCUUUCUCUACAUGGAGAGUAAUCAAUUCGGAAUCUUCGCUACUUCGACCGCACAAAUUCAAGAUGCUCGUGGCACGGAUGGUGCAAUCCUUGGGGUCCCAUCGUUUGAAAAAAUCACUAUUCACCUCUUCAGGUUGGAAGAUGGGUUUAAGCUAGAUGAGAAGGUAUUUCACAAUGAUUGUGUCAAUCUUACCCAUAAUAUGGGUGCCUUCUUGUAUGAUGAUUUGCUGGCAGUUGUGUCGCUUCGUUAUCAAACAAUACACAUUCUUCAAAUCAGGGACUCCGGGAACCUUGUUGAUGUGCGAGCUAUCGGCGCAUACUGUCGUGAAGAUGACGAGCUUUUUAUAAAUUCCAGUUCUCAGUUGGCGGGUAAUCGCGGAGAUCUUGUAGAUAAUGGUACAAAUCAUGACCAGCCUAAUUCAAACAAUUCUUUUUUGAGUGGUAUCAAACAACGCUUACUUUCAUUCAUCUUCCGAGAAAUAUGGAGUGAAGAAACAGAUCAAACCCAGAGGGUCCAAUGCUUAAAGAAGAAGUUUUAUUUCCAUUUCCAGGACUAUGUUGAUUUGGUGAUCUUGAAGGUACAAUUCUUGGACCGGCAUCAUCUGCUUAUCAAGUUUGGUAGUGUUGAUGUAGGGGCAUCACGCAACACUGACCAACUUCCAGCUUUCUUUGCUGUAUAUAAUAUGGAGACAACUGAAAUUGUUGCAUUCUAUCAGAAUGCAGCAGAUGAACUUUACCUUCUCUUUGAGCGGUUCUGUGACCACUUCCACGCAACAUCAAUAAAUUCAAUGUAUAUGAAUUUCAUAUCUUCUCACUCAAAUAAUAUUCAUGCUCUUGAACAACUAAAGAGCAUGAAGAAUAAAGCCACCAGUAUCUCACAGUUUGUAAAGAAGAUGCUGUCCUCGUUGCCUUUAAAUUGUCAAUCAAUGAGUCCUUCUCCCUACUUUGAUCAGUCUCUCUUCCGAUUUGAUGAAAAGCUAAUCUCUGCAACUGACCGGCCCAGACAAUCGACAGAUCAUCCCAUCAGGUUCAAUUCUAGGAGGCAAGGAGACAUUCUCAAAUUUAAGAUCAAGACAGGCCCUGAAUUUGGCAGCGCGGAUGGCCGGAGCAAAAAGUAUUCGCAUUUCCUCUUCCAUCCUGUUUGGCCAUUGGCUCUCUCCUUCAUCCAGCCAUCUUUGUUCUUGCCACCGUCAGCGGUGAAUAUUCACUUCCGGCGAUAAGAUUUUAGUAAGUAUUUGCUUUGGUAGCCACUAUCUUCUCCUCCCUUUUUGAAAUGCCCUGAGCUAGUCUUGUAGUUUGAUAAAUAUUAUUUUGUAUAUUUGAUACUUAGGUAGUUGAUAGUUCAUGACUUAAUGGGUAAAUUAUAGAUGAUUGUAACCCUACCCAAACUGUAAAAAUCUAUGCAGCUUUUCUUCUUAUAGUUGAACUUGACCUAGUAAUUUUAGACUCGAAAAAAUAAUUAAAAUAUAACAUAAACUACGAUUCAAAUGA